UUACUGAGCUUUCAACUGUUCGAAGUCGGAUUGCGCAUUGGCGUGACCACAAAGAGGGUUGGGCUGUGGAAGGUAGUGCUAAACCUUCGUACCACGAUGUCCAAGCAAGAGGCGCCCCGUGAACCCGAGCAGCUCCGCAAGCUGUUUAUAGGAGGACUGAGUUUUGAGACGACAGACGAGAGCCUUCGUGCCCAUUUCGAACAAUGGGGAACCCUCACGGAUUGCGUGGUCAUGAGGGACUCCGAAACGAAAAGGUCAAGAGGAUUUGGGUUCGUGACGUACAGCUCUGCAAAAGAAGUCGAUGAAGCCAUGUCCGCCCGUCCACACAAGGUGGAUGGAAGAGCAGUGGAGCCCAAGAGAGCAGUUUCGAGAGAGGACUCUUGCAAGCCUGGAGCUCACACGGCAGUAAAAAAGAUAUUCGUUGGAGGCAUCAAGGAAGACACUGAGGAGCACCAUUUACGGGACUACUUCAUAGAGUUUGGUGAGAUUGAAGCCAUCCACAUCAUGACUGAGAAGAACAGUGACAAGAGGAGAGGAUUUGCAUUCGUCACGUUUGAUGACCACGACUCUGUCGACAGGAUCGUCAUCCAGAAGUACCACACGGUAAAUGGCCACAACUGUGAGGUCAGGAAAGCCCUGUCACGAGAGGAGAUGAACAGGAUCGGGAUGAGCCCAAGAGAUGGUGGCCGUGGAGGAGGUGGUGGAAACUUUGGAAGAACUGGUGGUGGUGGUGGCGGCGGAUAUGGAGGAGGUGGAUAUGGAGGAGGAAGAGGGGGCUACGGAGGAGAUGGUUACAAUGGCUAUGGAGGAGAUGGUGGUGGUGGCUAUGGCGGCGGUGGUGGUGGUGGUCCAGGAGGCUAUGGCGGUGGUAACCGUGGUUAUGGAGGAGGGGGAGGCGGCAGUGGCUAUGGAGGCAACCAGGGUGGGGGCUAUGGAGGCAGCGGCGGUGGCGGCUACAAUGGAAGCGGCGGUGGUGGCGGCGGCAACUUUGGCGGUGGAAACUUUGGAGGCAGUAACGACUACAAUGACUUUGGGAACUACAAUCAGUCGUCUUCCAGCUAUGGCCCAAUGAAGGGUGGUAACUACGGUGGUGGAGGAGGAGGCAGCGGAGCCCGAAACAGUGGCCCAUAUGGUGGUGGGUAUGGUGGAGGAUCUGGCGGUGGCUAUGGAGGAGGCUCCGGAGGUCGACGAUACUAAGCAAUGGGCCACAGUGCUUAGGAGAGGAGAGCCAGAGAGGUGACAGGGAAAGGAGGAAAGCAAAGAAAGGAGCAAGGAAGCAGGUUUACAACCCUAGAUCUGCUCAGCCAUGCGCUGUGGUUGAUGCUAACGCAUCCGCUGCACGAAGAGACGUGUACAUUAGGGGAGGAAAAUCAUGUGGGUUGGGAGGCGGGGGAGGGGGAGGAUUGCAAAUGGAAGGAAACACCAGUUUAUAUAUCAUUUGUUUUUGUCUCUUUCCCUUUUAUUUGUAAUAGGAAACAAACAAAAAAAAGCUGUCGAUAGUUUGUAGUUUUUGCUUCUUUUUUUUUUUUUGUCUUGUGAAGUGUAAGGCAUUCCAAUAGGUCAUUGGUAGGGUUUAACUUUGUUUUGAGGUAUAUUUUGCAUCCCCAAGGGUGUGUUUUAAAUGUAAAUCGCCGCAAAUCAAGAUUAAAUAAACAGCUUCAGUUUUUCUUUUUUA
This is a messenger RNA of Clupea harengus (Atlantic herring), 1675 nucleotides long. RefSeq names its product heterogeneous nuclear ribonucleoprotein A1a (gene hnrnpa1a). Gene Ontology annotation, cellular component: catalytic step 2 spliceosome. The record is from RefSeq and is a predicted model, not a curated record. Gene Ontology annotation, molecular function: mRNA 3'-UTR binding. Gene Ontology annotation, biological process: mRNA splicing, via spliceosome. Lineage: Eukaryota; Metazoa; Chordata; Actinopteri; Clupeiformes; Clupeidae.